Messenger RNA from Tachysurus vachellii, 2653 nucleotides. Its product is annotated as polyribonucleotide nucleotidyltransferase 1, mitochondrial. Gene Ontology annotation, molecular function: 3'-5'-RNA exonuclease activity; RNA binding; polyribonucleotide nucleotidyltransferase activity. The transcript has 28 exons. Gene Ontology annotation, biological process: mitochondrial RNA 3'-end processing; mitochondrial mRNA catabolic process. NCBI's taxonomy places the organism in Eukaryota, Metazoa, Chordata, Actinopteri, Siluriformes, Bagridae. The coding region runs from base 120 to 2408 and encodes 762 amino acids. Gene Ontology annotation, cellular component: mitochondrion; cytosol. The record is from RefSeq and is a predicted model, not a curated record.
AUUUGAUAAAAUGGCGGCACCCUGGUGACACAAUGUUGAUGUGUUUAGAUUGUAAAGAUUUUAUUAUUAUAUUAUUAUUAUUAUAAUAUUUUGAUAUAGAUUUGAGGUGAAACGUUAACAUGAGGCGGUUGCUGACAUUCGGCUGUUCGCUGUCGCGGAGGAGUUUGUGGUCCAGUCACAGCACAGAGAAGAGAGUUGGAGUGGAUUUAGAUGGAAGGAAACUUGAGAUAUCGACGGGGAAGCUUGCGAGAUUCGCAGACGGUAGUUCUGUUGUACAGCUCGGAGAAACUUCAGUGAUGGUCACCGCCGUCAGCAAGACCAAACCUUCACCAUCACAGUUCAUGCCCCUGGUGGUGGAUUACAGGCAGAAAGCAGCGGCUGCUGGACGAAUCCCCACCAACUACCUGCGGAGAGAAACAGGCAUCAGCGACUCCGAGAUUCUCACCAGCAGACUCAUCGAUCGCUCCAUCAGGCCGCUGUUUCCUGCAGGAUAUUUCUACGACACACAGGUUCUGUGCAACAUUUUAGCUGCUGACGGUGUAAACAAUCCGGACGUCCUCGCCAUCAAUGGAGCAUCUGCUGCUCUUGCUGUCUCCGAUAUUCCCUGGAAUGGACCUGUUGGUGCUGUGCGUAUCGGCAUGAUCGAAGGAGAGUUUGUUGUGAACCCAACUCGGAAAGAGAUGAGCUCCAGCGCCCUCAAUCUGGUGGUAGCUGGAGCUCCUUCUAGCCAAGUGGUGAUGAUGGAAGCAGCUGCUGAGAACAUUCUCCAGCAGGACAUCUGUCAUGCUGUUAAACUGGGAGUGAAACACACGCAGCAGAUCAUUCAUGCCAUCCAGCAGCUGGCCAGAGAGCUCAAGGUGGUGAAGCGUACGCCACAGAAACUCUUCACUGCCCCUCCUGAGAUGGUGGAGUACACACGCCAACUUGCUGGUGAGAAGAUCUAUGCAGUCUUCACAGACUUUUCACAUGAUAAGAUCUCCAGAGACGAAGCUGUGAAUAAAAUCAGACUCGACACAGAGGAGCAAGUCAAAGAGAAAUUUCCUCAAGCCGAGCCAUUCGAAGUGAUUGAGGCCUUCAACGUGAUUUCUAAAGAUAUUUUCCGUAACCUGGUGCUGACUGAGUACAGAAGGUGUGACGGCCGAGACUUAACGUCAUUAAGAGACAUUUCGUGUGAAGUGGACAUCUUCAAACCUCUUCACGGUUCUGCUCUCUUCCAGAGAGGACAAACGCAGGUGCUUUGCUCAGUAACUUUCGACUCUGUAGAGUCCAGCAUAAAGACGGACAUCAUAACCACGGCUCUGAGUGGGAUAAAAGACAAGAAUUUCAUGCUCCACUAUGAGUUUCCUCCGUAUGCGACGAAUGAAAUCGGGAAGAUGGGAGGACUAAACAGACGAGAGCUUGGUCACGGCGCUCUGGCUGAAAAAGCCCUGAGACCCGUCGUUCCUAAAGACUUCCCCUUUACCAUCCGAGUGACCUCCGAGGUUCUGGAGUCCAACGGCUCAUCGUCCAUGGCAUCGGCAUGUGGAGGCAGUCUGGCUUUAAUGGAUGCGGGUGUUCCGAUCUCCUCAGCGGUGGCUGGAGUGGCUGUGGGUCUCAUUUCCAAACCAAACCCUGAGAAACUCUCUGAGAUUCAGGACUACAGAUUACUGACUGAUAUAUUAGGGAUUGAGGACUAUAAUGGAGACAUGGAUUUUAAAAUGGCUGGAACAAACAAAGGCAUCACUGCACUACAGGCUGAUGUUAAGAUCCCAGGACUUCCUCUGAAAAUUGUAAUGGAGGCAAUCCAGCAGGCGACAGUGGCUAAGAGAGAGAUUUUAGGGAUCAUGAAUAAAACCAUUUCGAAGCCCAGAAGCUCGAGGAAGGAGAACGGUCCUGUUGUUGAAAAUGUUCGUGUGCCGAUUUCCAGAAGAUCUCAAUUCAUUGGUCCUGGAGGAUACAACCUCCGCCGACUACAGGCCCAGACAGGCGUGACUAUAAGCUCGGUGGACGAGGAGACGUUCUCGGUGUUCGCUCCGACUCCUCACGCGCUGCACGAAGCUCAGGAGUUCAUCAACGACAUCUGCAAAGACGACCAGGAACAGCAGCUGGAAUUCGGGGCUGUGUACACGGCAACCAUCACGGAAGUCAGAGACAGUGGUGUCAUGGUGAAGCUUUAUCCCAACAUGAGCGCUGUGCUUCUACACAACUCGCAGCUUGAUCAUAAACGGAUCAAACACCCCAGUGCUCUGGGACUGGAGGUCGGCCAGCAGAUCCAGGUGAAAUAUUUCGGACGCGAUCCCACAGACGGCAGGAUGAGGCUGUCACGUAAAGUGCUGCAGUCUCCCGCAGCCACGGUAGUGAAGACGCUGAGCGAGAGGCAGAGCAUCACCAUGGGAGCAGCAGACAAACAGACAUCACCUUCCUCCUGACUUUUAGACUGAGUUUUUCUGUAUCAGACUCCGCAGUUGAGCCAGAUUCAGUUUCACCGCGUCACCUGUUUCUGGUCAUGUGUUCACCCCAAACGAUGUACGUUGUCCUAUAAUCACAGUGUUUGUUCUGGGACGCAGGUGCGGGUGACCAUUUAGUGACGUUGUGUGAGUUGUUUUUACCGCACAAACAGUGUAUAUGUUGUGAAACUAUCUUAACGUAAAUGUACAUACAGUUUGUACCUACA